Messenger RNA from Helianthus annuus (common sunflower), 1068 nucleotides. Its product is annotated as transcription repressor OFP1. Gene Ontology annotation, molecular function: DNA binding. NCBI's taxonomy places the organism in Eukaryota, Viridiplantae, Streptophyta, Magnoliopsida, Asterales, Asteraceae. The record is from RefSeq and is a predicted model, not a curated record. The coding region runs from base 95 to 973 and encodes 292 amino acids. The transcript has a single exon. Gene Ontology annotation, biological process: negative regulation of DNA-templated transcription.
UUUCUCAUUACUCUUCACUCUCAAACUCUGAACCAACCUGCCAGCCUGCCUGCAAUUAAUACCAUUUCUCCUGCAACCCUUUUGUUCAUUUGCAAUGGGCAACUACAGGUUCAGAUUCUCAAACAUCAUACCAAACUCAUGGUUUUACACUUCUACCGCAACUAAAAUUACCAAAACACAACCCAUCACAACUUCAUCUUCUUCAUCAUCUGUAUCAUCACAACCCGCAAUACACCACAGAAAAUCCUAUUAUUUCACUAGAGAGUUAAGUGUACCCGACCCGACGACCACCCCUGUUCAGGAUCCGUCACCACCCGAGAGUCGCGGGCCCAGAAAGUCAUCCAAGAAAAAAAGACCUACUACCCCGAAGAAACCAAUUCGGCGAAAAUUGAUUUCUCCUGAGAUUGAGAUCGUACCGGAGUCUUUUGAAACGGACUCCAUAGCAAUUUUCUCGGAUAACGAAGCUUUGUUGCCCGAACAACCGAGACCUGUUGGUUGUUCGUGCACAACAAAUUCGUUAAACGAGGAGGUUUAUGCGAGAGUUGACCUCCCGCGGAUAAUAACCAAACCUGUCAAACAGGAUGAAUUCGGGUCGGGUAAAUGGGUGGUUAAUGGAGGAAGUCGGGGCCGGGUUGUUAAAGAGGGCCUUAUGGGUAGUCCGGUUAGAAAAGCGAAAGGAAACGGUUACUCACCGCGGUUAGGGAACCGGGUUAAGGUAAAUGGAAUAAGGAGGAGGAACGGGAACCGGCGGAGCUUGUCCGAAAGUUUGGCGGUUGUGAAAACAUCCGCGGAUCCCGGGAGGGAUUUUAAGGAAUCAAUGGUUGAGAUGAUAAUAGAGAACAAUAUUAAGAGUUCAAAAGAUUUGGAAGAUCUUCUUGCAUGUUAUCUUGCAUUGAAUUCUGAUGAGUAUCAUGACUUGAUCAUCAAGGUAUUCAAGCAGAUUUGGUUCGAGUGUACUGAUAUUAGACUGUAGUUGCUCAGUCACUAUGUCAAAUCUUGUUUGCUCAUGUACAUUAUAAAGUAAUUUUAUAAAUAACUAAUUACAUAAUUGCGUUACAAUGAGAUAAA